AUGGUCAUGGACAUUCCUGAUGGAGAUGUACUCAUUCACGCAGGUGACAUGACAAAUUACGGGUCUGAAAAAGAUUUGAAGAAGUUCAACGAACAAAUAGGUAAACUACCUCAUAAGCACAAGAUCGUUGUUGCUGGCAAUCAUGACUUGGGAUUCGAUGACACGGAAGAUCUCAAAGAACGCCUUCCACAAUACCAGGGUCACGGAACUCCGAAGGGCUAUAAUUUAUUGACAAAUGCCACCUGGUUGCACGAUAAAGGAGUUGAGAUCGAUGGCGUAACAUUUUUCGGCUCAUCAUGGCAUCCGCUCUAUGGAUAUCCAUUCUAUCGCCCUCGUCCACAACUUAAAGAGAAAUGGACAAAGCUACCAUCCAACCUUGACGUUCUCAUUACCCAUACACCCGCUUUAGGUGAGUCAACUCAAUCUGCCAAAACAAUUUGCAACCGAUAUCUAGACAUUUUCACUGACACGGCGCCUGAACGAUGGGGAUGUCGUUACCUCCUCGAGGAGAUCGAGACGAGGGUGAAACCCAAGUUCCAUGUGUUCGGUCAUGUUCAUCAAGGCUUUGGAGCAUUAUCAAAUGGGAAUACGACGUUCGUCAAUGCAGCACAGGCGGCAAAAAACAAUGUGAUCAGUAACAAACCUCUGGUAUUCUACAUCUCGAAAAAGUGA
This is a messenger RNA of Haemonchus placei, 672 nucleotides long. The record is from the annotation of a GenBank genome assembly. NCBI's taxonomy places the organism in Eukaryota, Metazoa, Nematoda, Chromadorea, Rhabditida, Trichostrongylidae.